This is a messenger RNA of Sparassis crispa, 900 nucleotides long. RefSeq names its product DNA glycosylase. The coding region runs from base 1 to 900 and encodes 299 amino acids. Lineage: Eukaryota; Fungi; Basidiomycota; Agaricomycetes; Polyporales; Sparassidaceae. The record is from RefSeq and is a predicted model, not a curated record. Gene Ontology annotation, biological process: base-excision repair. The transcript has a single exon. Gene Ontology annotation, molecular function: catalytic activity.
AUGCCUCCGAAGCUGAAGCGGUCGCGCUCCUCUUCGCUGGCCGCCCAGGCGGUAUCCAGCGAUCCUUCAUCUUCUCAACGAGCCAAAAAGUUGAAGCUACUAGCUUCUCAUACCAUUGACUCACCAUUCCACGAUUUCAUACACCCCACGCCGUCGGAAGCGUCUCAAGUGCACGCGUUGCUGGCAAAGGAGCACCCGAGUGUCGCUUCAGAGCGCAAGGCGCCGUCGGACGCGAACGACUCCGCAGGGACCUGUGGCAGCGUGCCCAACGUGCUGGAGUCGCUCGUCGGCACGAUCCUUAGCCAGAACACGUCCUCGCAGAACUCGACUGCGGCGAAGCACAGCCUGGACAGCACGUUCGGGCGGAACAACUUCGCUGCGAUUGCGCGGGCGCCGCGGGCGGACGUGGUGGAGGCGAUAAAGAUGGGCGGGCUUGCGAAUAAGAAGGCGGGAGUCAUACAGAAUAUCCUUAAUGAGGUGUAUGAGCGUCACGGCGCGUAUUCUCUCCAGCACCUUGCGGGAGUGGUGGAGUCGGAGAGCACUGGGAAGAAGGCCGGCAGUGUGUCGGAUGAGGAAGCGAUGAAAGAAUUGGUGUCGUAUGAUGGGGUGGGGCCCAAGACUGCCUCGUGCGUUCUCCUAUUUUGUCUUGGUCGGUCAUCUUUCCCAGUGGACACGCAUGUCUUUCGAUUGUCCAAGAUGCUCGGUUGGGUACCAGCAAAGGCGGACAGAGUCACCGCUCAGGCGCAUCUGGACCUCAAGAUACCCGACGAUCUCAAAUAUGGGUUACACGUUCUCAUGGUGGGGCACGGUCGGCGGUGUAAGGGAUGCAGGGGUGCAAAUGGCGGAAAGGGUGAGUGCGUCCUGAAGAAAUGGAUGAAAGAGCGGAAGGGAGUCAAUUGA